UAGUAGGGAUAGUUUGCCAAUUUUCAAUUUCUUUCUUAUUUUCUUUUGAAAGAACGAAACAGCGUUAGGGCGAAGGAUACGGCGUGCGCAUAGUUUGGAACCGAACAGAUGAACGAGUUGAAAACCCACCGCCUCCACUCUCCGAUGAAAUAAAAAAAGCGCGCCAUGCUUCAAUUCUCCUCUUCUCAUGGCGUCUUUUUCUCUCAGAGCGCACAAAAACGUCUCCACUUCUCGCCUCAUUGACUUUUGUUAUUUUUGUUGUCAGAGGCUCAGACACGCUUUUAUGUACCCAGCAGCGGAUUUUCACUCAGUGGGUCGUCAAGAUGCAGCCAGCGACGACGGAUUGUCCGGUGAAAUUCAUGCGGUUAAGGUAGACUGGAUGCUCACCAAUAUUAAAAAAAAAGGUGCACCCAACGGGGACAUGCCCAAAUGGAAUAAAGUUAAUGGGCGGGUUUUUGGAAUCACUCGUUGGAUGAUCCCAUCUUCACCACGGAAGGUCUUGGAGGCACUUCAUCAUGAAGGGUUUGAAGCCUAUUUGGUGGGUGGAUGUGUGAGAGAUUUAAUUCUAGAUAGAGUACCAAAAGACUUUGAUGUGAUUACCACAGCUGGACUUACACAGGUUAAUAAGCUAUUUCGUCGUUCACGUAUUGUGGGGCGCCGUUUUCCUAUUUGUAUGGUCCACAUUCAAGGCACCAUUACUGAGGUUUCAAGUUUUGAUACAACUGCAAAACAUUCUGAGGGAAAAGAAAUUACAGCACAUUCUCAAAUUCCAAAAAAAUGUGAUAAAAAGGACUUGAUUCGGUGGAGGAACUCUAUGGAGCGAGAUUUCACAAUUAACAGUUUAUUCUUUGAUCCCUUUUCAAAUGUAAUCUAUGACUAUGCUGAAGGGAUGGCAGACUUAAGAUCGUUGAAGCUGCGGACACUAAUUCCUGCAUCGUUGUCAUUCAAGCUGGACUGUGCUAGAAUUCUGCGUGGCUUAAGAAUUGCUGCUCGUUUGGGUUUGUCAAUCUCCAAGGAAACUGAGACUGCGAUCCGUAAAUUUUCUCCUUCCAUCACAAGCUUGGAUAAGUUCAGGUUAAUGAUGGAAUUGAAUUAUAUGCUAUCUUAUGGAGCAGCCGUUCCUUCCCUCUAUUUGCUUCAGAGGUUCAACCUGCUUGAAAUUCUGCUACCAUUUCAUGCUGCAUAUCUUAAUGAACAGGGCAUUAAUAAAUCUUCACUGAGUUCUGUAAUGUUGAUGAAAUUGUUCUUCAAUUUGGAUAAAUUGGUUUCUUGUGCUCGGCCUUCAAACUGCAAUAUAUGGGUUGCAUUGUUGGCAUUUCACCUGGCAUUAGUUAACAACCCUCAGAAUUCUCUUAUAGUUCUGGCUUUUGCUGCCACCUUGUACCAUGGGGAGUGGAAUGAAGGUGUGAAUUAUGCAAGAGCAAAAUCUCUUGUAGAGAUCAACUUAAGGCCAGAGAUUACAAGAUCGGCUGAAUUUAAAUCUGAGAAUGAGCUUGCAGAAGGGGUUACUUGUUUUGCUUUGAAUGUACAAGGUUGCAUAGCUGCUCUGACUUCAGCAGAUUGUUUAUUAGAAGCCAUGUCAACAUUUCCAGCCUCUUCAAACUCUGGUUUGGUAUUUGUGUCAAAAAAAGCUGCCAGAGAUGUCGCCAACAUUUUUGAAGUGCUGGUGAAUGAUGUUGAAUCCUACAAAGACAAGAGAAAGAAUUUCGAAGUUGACUAUAAACAGCUUGGGAAUGGUGGUUUUUUGAGGGAGAAUAGAUAUGUAUUGGGAAAAGUUAUUUUGGAAACCCUGGAAGGUGCAAUUCUGCAGGGUAAUGAAAACAUUCUUGACAGUAACCAAAAUCUUGGUAUUGAUGCUCCUACUAAGGAAACUUCUAAUUCACCAGUCUCUGAUCUGGUGCAGGAACAAUUGGUUAAAAGAAAUAAGAAAGUUCGGAAACUGCCAUCUGUUUCUGAAGUUGAGUUGAAAGCGAAUAAGAAAUAUAAGUUUGUAAAGGAGGAAGGAAGUAUUUCUGACAAGGUGAGGGCUACUGAGAAUAUGCGGGAAAAUCCUGAAACGAUGGGGAAUGAGGUCAAGAAGAUUGUCCCUUACAAGAAAGCGUUUCAGAAGGUGACCAAGGAGCUGCUUCACCCUGUAGAGAUCAAACCAAGGAAGAUGGACAAAGUAGCAGGGCAGAAAGGAAAGUCUGAGAAGAAAGAGCAUCAUCGGGUGCCGCAGGGAAAGGAGAAUAUUAAAACAAAACAUAGAGAUAUAACAAAUAUCAAGCAGUGCAAAGGUCCACUGUCCAGCCUUUUUAAGUAAACACCUUUGGUGUGUAAUUCAGAAACCGAUCUUGGAAUACAAACUGGUUGUUAAAAGUGCGCUUUGGUUCACCUGUCUGAAGGUGUAUGACUCCAUCAUCAUAUAGGUUUGAUGUUUCUACCCCAGGGUUUGAUCACAACAGUGCUAUGCCUCAACACGGUCACCCUGUUUGUUUCUGUUCAAUAGAUGGAGGGAGGAGUUUCAAUUGAAACUUCCAGUGAUCUAGAAAUCCAACUGGAGUUGUUCCCAAACUAAAUGCUGAACAUCCACAUGACCCAGAAAAAAGAGCCUACGGAAUUAAAAUCAGCACAUACAGAAAAUGGUAUUUCUGAUUCAUUCCUGUGUCUUUGUAAUCAUUAGGAGUUGCAAAGAAGUUAGUUUCCCUGGUUCUCAAGACAAGUGGGUAAACUAAUUCAUCUAGAUUAGUUGAUUCAAUUCAGUCAGUUGCGGUUAUCGUAGAUUUUGUUUUUUUUUUUUUUUUUGCUUGUUUUUUCUUUCAAACUAAUAUUAGCUAGAUUAACAAUUUGAUUAACCUUGACCUUUUCCCUGCAUUCUAUUAUUAUUUUUAUUACUUUUCUUCA
Molecule: messenger RNA, 2883 nt
Organism: Cucumis melo (muskmelon)
Lineage: Eukaryota; Viridiplantae; Streptophyta; Magnoliopsida; Cucurbitales; Cucurbitaceae
Exons: 14
Coding region: 188-2302 (704 amino acids)
Biological process (GO): RNA processing
Molecular function (GO): RNA binding; nucleotidyltransferase activity
Source: RefSeq, a predicted model, not a curated record